Messenger RNA from Miscanthus lutarioriparius, 1887 nucleotides. The record is from the annotation of a GenBank genome assembly. Lineage: Eukaryota; Viridiplantae; Streptophyta; Magnoliopsida; Poales; Poaceae.
AUGGCCACGUGGCGCCUCCGCCGCGCCGGCGCCGCCCUAGCUGCCUCCUCCGCCCUCGCCGCCGCUCUCGCCGCCUCAUCCGCGUCCGCCUCCGACCCCUCCGCCGCCGCCCUCGACGCAGCAAGGCAGCGCGUUGCGCAGCCGGGGGCCGCGCCGCCCCCGAGAGACGCGCAGCGUGCGGCGCUGGCAGGGUCCACCCCCGCUGAGCCCCUAGACGUGCUCGUCGUUGGCGGUGGCGCCACCGGAUGCGGCGUCGCACUCGAUGCCGCUACCCGCGGGCUCCGGGUAGGCCUCGUGGAGCGCGAGGACUUCUCUUCUGGAACCUCCUCCCGAUCCACCAAACUCAUCCAUGGCGGUGUGCGCUACUUGGAGAAGGCAGUGUUCAAUCUUGAUUACGGGCAGCUGAAACUUGUUUUUCAUGCACUUAAGGAACGCAAGCAAGUUAUUGAGAAUGCUCCCCAUUUGUGCCAUGCUUUGCCAUGCAUGACUCCUUGCUUUAACUGGUUUGAGGUUGUAUACUACUGGUUUGGUUUGAAGUUUUAUGAUCUUGUUGCUGGAAGAAGGCUACUACAUUUGUCACGAUAUUAUUCUGUAGAUGAAUCAGUUGAGCUUUUCCCAACCCUUGCAAAAAAUGUCCAUGAUCGUAGCCUAAGAGGAACAGUUGUGUACUAUGAUGGUCAAAUGAAUGACUCUCGGCUGAAUGUGGGGUUGGCAUGCACUGCUGCAGUUGUUGGUGCAGCUGUUCUCAAUUAUGCUGAAGUGGUCUCCCUCAUUAAGGACGGAUCGGGAGAGAGAAUCAUUGGUGCACGCAUUCGUGACACACUAUCAGGUAAGGAGUUUGAAACCUUUGCAAAGGUGAUUGUUAAUGCAGCUGGACCAUUCUGUGACUCUGUGAGGAAGAUGGCUAACAGUAACGUAGCACCUAUGAUCUGUCCUAGUAGUGGAGUGCACAUUGUACUUCCUGAUUACUACUCCCCUGAAGGGAUGGGGCUAAUUGUCCCUAAAACCAAGGAUGGCAGAGUUGUAUUUAUGUUACCAUGGUUAGGAAGGACCGUUGCGGGAACAACUGAUUCUAGCACAGCAAUAACAAUGCUUCCUGAACCACAUGAGGAUGAAAUACAGUUCAUAUUGGAUGCAAUCUCUGACUAUCUUAAUGUUCAGGUAAGGCGUUCAGAUGUUCUUUCUGCCUGGAGUGGUAUACGUCCUUUGGCUACGGAUCCAUCAGCAAAGAAUACUGAGAGUAUUUCUCGAGAUCAUGUUGUAUUUGAAGACUACCCCGGGCUAAUAACAAUUACUGGUGGAAAAUGGACAACCUAUAGGAGUAUGGCUGAAGAUGCUGUAAAUGCAGCAGUCAGGUCUGGGAAUUUGAAACCAGCUAAUGGUUGUGUGACCGAUAAUUUGCAUAUUGUUGGUGGAUAUGGAUGGGAUCCUGCUUCUUUUACAGUUCUUGCUCAGAAUUAUAAGCGAAUGAAAAAGACAUAUGGUGGCAAGGUUAUUCCAGGUGCAAUGGACAGUGCUGUAUCGAAACAUUUGUCACAUGCAUAUGGAACUUUGGCUGAACAAGUGGCUACUAUUGCCCAGAACGAAGGCUUGGGAAAGGGCCUUGCUCAUGGAUACCCAUUUUUGGAAGCUGAAGUAGCAUACUGUGCUCGUUAUGAAUACUGUGAAUCUGCUGUGGACUUUGUUGCAAGGAGAUGCCGGCUUGCUUUCCUUGACACAGAUGCUGCUGGUAGAGCAUUGCCCCGAACCAUUGAAAUUUUAGCUUCAGAGCACAAGUGGGACAAGGCAAGGAAGAAGGUGGAGCUGCAGAAGGGUAGAGAGUUCUUGGAAACAUUCAAGUCAUCUAAGAACGCCCAAUUCCGUGAUGGGAAACAUAAUGGACCAUGA